UUGACUCGACCAAACAACAAAAAAAGAAAGAAAGUAAGAUUUGAAGAAGAGGAAAGAAGAAAGAAAAGAGGAAAGCUUUGAUUUUGAAGUGCUCAAGAGGAGAAGAGAAGUUGGUUUCUUGUGAUCUUGUGUCAAAGCUUUGAUCUUGAGUUGGUGAGUGAGAUUCGGGUUUGGAUUAGAUGGUGAAGGAAACAGAGUACUAUGAUGUGCUCGGGGUUAGCCCAACUGCUACUGAGUCUGAGAUCAAGAAAGCUUACUACAUCAAGGCACGCCAAGUUCAUCCAGAUAAGAACCCUAAUGAUCCUCAAGCUGCACACAAUUUCCAGGUGUUGGGAGAGGCCUAUCAAGUGCUAAGUGAUUCAGCACAACGCCAAGCUUAUGAUUCAUUUGGGAAGUCAGGGAUCUCAACUGAUGCAAUCAUAGACCCUGCGGAAAUAUUCGCAAUGCUUUUCGGUAGCGAACUGUUCGAAGGAUACAUAGGAGAGCUUGCUAUGGCAUCAAUGGCUUCACUUGAUCUCUUCACCGAAGGAGAUACUUUGGAUACCAAAAAGAUUCAAGAGAAAAUGAGGACUGUUCAGAAAGAAAGAGAAGACAAGCUUGCUCAGAUUCUCAAAGACCGCCUUAAGGAAUAUGUUGUCAACAGAGACGAGUUUAUUACUAACGCUGAAGCUGAAAUGGUUACUCUCUCCAAGGCAGCGUAUGGUGUGGAGAUGUUGAAUACAAUUGGGUAUAUAUAUGUAAGACAAGCAUCAAAAGAGCUUGGAAAGAAAGCUCUCCUUCUCGGAGUCCCAUUCGUUGCUGAAUGGGUUAGGAACAAAGGUCACUACCUCAAAUCCCAACUCACUGCUGCAACAGGCGCAUUCGCGUUGUUCCAGCUGCAGGAGGAAAUGAAAAAGCAGAUGAAUGGUGAAGUGAAUUAUACGGAGGAGGAGCUUGAGGAAUACCUUCAGUCCCAUAAAAGAGUGAUGGUUGAUUCUCUGUGGAAGCUCAACGUCGCUGAUAUCGAAGCUACUCUCUCCCGUGUUUGCCAGCUGGUUCUUCAAGAUCCGGAUGCCAAAAGAGAGGAGCUUCGUGCAAGAGCAAGAGGGCUUAAAACUCUGGGGAAGAUCUUCCAGAGAGCGAAAACAGCUAGCGAGAGUGAUCCUAUAGCAAGAACUGAAGCCCAAAAACUAAACGAGAAUGAAAGGAACUACGAUAAUGAUGAUGAUGCCUCUGCAUCCCCAAAGUCCAAUGGUACUCAGGAACAGAAGAGCCCCUACGUGGAGAAACCGAAACUGGGAGAUGAACAGUUCAAGCAUUACUUCCCAAGACCCGCUCCGCCACCUGGAGCAGAGAAACACACUUCAUCAACUGGCUAUGACUGAUUCCAGGUGAGAAUCAGGAAGUGUCCGUCUCUUAGUAUAUAUAUAUAUGUAUCUACAUACUAAGCAGUCUUUAGUAUAGUGAUAUUUGUAGUUGUGUGCUUCUAUUGUAAAAGCUGUUAUUAUUUUAUUUUUUUCCUUUUGUUUUGAAUGAUUUUAAUGUGAAUUUGCGUCUGUUAUUAAGUGAUGUUGAAAGUAUAUGAAAAAAGGCUCUUUUGUGAAAA
This is a messenger RNA of Raphanus sativus (radish), 1585 nucleotides long. Its product is annotated as chaperone protein dnaJ 10. The record is from RefSeq and is a predicted model, not a curated record. Lineage: Eukaryota; Viridiplantae; Streptophyta; Magnoliopsida; Brassicales; Brassicaceae. The transcript is spliced from 7 exons. Bases 180 to 1364 code for a protein of 394 amino acids.